UAUCUUUCAGACAUACUCAGUAUUUAGCAGCAAAACAAAAUGAAGUUGUCAAUGUUUUAUUCUGUGUUUUUUAUAUUAAUCGGAUUAGUAAUAUCGGAAAGUCCAAGAUGUAUGCAGCCGAUUGAUCGUGGUUUUUGCUACGCAUCAAAACCAAGAUACGCGUACACACGCGAAGGUGGCUGCCAGCAGUUCUCAUACGGCGGCUGUGGUGGAAACGAAAACAAUUUCGAAACAUAUGAAGAUUGCUUUAAAACAUGUCUGAUUCCUCGAUAGACGAGAACAACUAACAAUAGUUAAAACUUCCUUUGAAAAUUUGGAAACAAACACUGAAGCGUU
Molecule: messenger RNA, 336 nt
Organism: Diatraea saccharalis (sugarcane borer)
Lineage: Eukaryota; Metazoa; Arthropoda; Insecta; Lepidoptera; Crambidae
Source: the annotation of a GenBank genome assembly